Messenger RNA from Colletotrichum phormii, 654 nucleotides. RefSeq lists its product as uncharacterized. The coding region runs from base 1 to 654 and encodes 217 amino acids. The record is from RefSeq and is a predicted model, not a curated record. NCBI's taxonomy places the organism in Eukaryota, Fungi, Ascomycota, Sordariomycetes, Glomerellales, Glomerellaceae. The transcript is spliced from 2 exons.
AUGCCACUCAUGGUUCGGCACUCCAUCUUGGGCCGUAUCACUCGACGAGAAAUCCGGGAGGCUGGUUAUGUCUACAGACGUCCAGGCCAUGUCUUUUUUUCUAUCGCCCUCAUCUCGAAGAUUGGCAGGGCUUUCAAUACCAGGAACCCCCAGGACAUUGAGAGGUUGUCCUCGACUGCUACAGAGUUCAUGUGCCGUAGCACAGGGUCUGUCCGCGACAUUCUCAAAUUUCACUUGAAAUCCGACAGCAUCCUUCACAGUCGCGGAGUUGAACGAAACUCAAUCCGCAUCUUCGGCUCCAAAAGCACUCUAGAGUAUACCAGAUACGCGAGAAGUUCUGCUGCGGACCUCUCGCAGACAGGCCCUCCUCCAGCUUUAGCCAUGGCCCGCAGCUGCAAGCAGGGUACAUGCACAUCAUCCCGGACUGAGCCUCACUGGCUGACGCGCUCAAUGGGCCCCAACUCGCCAAAACGCCGCCCCAAUGAGAGAUUCACAAUUGGGAUUAAAGGCGAAACAAGCAGGGCCCGUCAACGUGAAGCAUUCCCCAGAAAAGCCCGAAACCGCCAAUCAGAGAAACUCCGACUUUCGCGUUCACGACAUCAUCUCUGGCUUCUUACGGAGUACGGCUCCAAAGCUCCCUCCGCCAAGAGCUGA